Eucalyptus grandis is the source of this 3108-nucleotide messenger RNA. Its product is annotated as disease resistance protein RPM1-like. Gene Ontology annotation, biological process: defense response to other organism. Bases 1 to 3108 code for a protein of 1035 amino acids. The transcript has 2 exons. NCBI's taxonomy places the organism in Eukaryota, Viridiplantae, Streptophyta, Magnoliopsida, Myrtales, Myrtaceae. Gene Ontology annotation, molecular function: ADP binding. The record is from RefSeq and is a predicted model, not a curated record.
AUGGCUGCUUCCGACACGAGAAGCUGCAUGAUGAUUGCCGGAGCCGCUGCCCAGAUCGUGUCGCAGAAACUAGAUAUCUUGCUCCCUCACCCGGCCUGCGUCGAGUGCUUCCCGAUGCAAGCCUGCGCGGAGGAUGCCAAGGCGAAGCUGGCCACGAUCCAAGACUUCAUUUCCACUCAAUAUGGACCGUCCAAAACCACGGAGUGGUUAGGGCGGCUCCUCCGAGCCAUGGACUAUGCUGAAGAAUUCAUCGACAAGUUCCACCUCAGAGAGGCCCGCGAGAGGCACGAGGCCCUGCGCAUGGCAGCAAGGCCGUUGGCCUCGCUAGUCUCCAAGUGCAAGCUGUGGAGGGACUUGUCCAUGCUUGUGAAUAUGAUGGAGGAGUUAUGUGAUGAGAAGUUCUUGAAGGAGGGGGCCGAGGGCAAGAGGAAAAAGGAACAUGCUAGUUCCUCCUCCCAUGCUAGUGUUCCUUGGCAAGGCAAAAAACUGGCGAGGCUGACUAGUUUCUGGGAUGGGCAAGUGCCAACUAACUUCUUAUGUCGCGAGGCUGAGAAAACGAAAAUAAUGAGUUGGAUAAAAGAAACAUCGGGGGAGACUGAAUGGACUUCGAUUUGGGGCGAGCAAGGCACUGGCAAGACGUUCCUUGCGAGAUGGGUCUACAGCCAAUCGAAGUACAUGGGCUAUGAGUGGCGCGCUUGGGUCCACGUCUCGGGCAGCUUGGACGAGCGGGAGAUCCUGUUUGAGAUACUGAAGCAAGUCGAGAAGCUAGCGAGGGACGAGAAAGACAUGGAUACCAUGGAGAUAAUGAUGAUGCUGCGCCAGAAAUUGACCGAGAAGAACAGAUUCCUCAUAGUGUUGGAUGACGUGCGGCCAUCCGACGAGCAAUUCGUGCUAGUGCUAGCGUUUAGCAUCCCCCUCUCCUCAAAGGGCCACAUAAUUACCAUAACUCAGGACAGUAAGAUAGCCAAGUUAACGGAUACAUCCAAGGCAGGGCCGAUCAGACUGGAAAACUUGGGCAAUGAAGAAAGCCAGAGGAUGCUUGCUUGGAAGUUGUAUGGAGUAUCCGAAGGUCAGAGACUCUCAGAGAAGGAGAAGGAUGUCCUAAACAAGUGUCGUGGCUUGCCACUCCGUAUAUCCUUACUCGGCGGGUUUAUGUCAAAUGCUGGUGAGCAAGAACACACGGCGUUGGCGGAAGAGGGUUUCAAGUUAGAUAUACUAAAAUUGAGUUGCCAUAAAUUGCCGGUCCAUCUAAAACCGUGCUUCAUCUACAUGGCUUUGUUCCCCGUAGCAAUCCCCAUUCCGACAAGAAGGCUAGUGAGGCUGUGGUUGGCCGAGGGCUUAUUGGAUUCGCAUUGUUACGACAGAGAAAGGAAAAGGCAGCCUGAGGACGUGGGAGAGACGUUCAUUCUGGAGCUCGCGAAUAGGAACGUGAUCGACGUAGUGAGCUGGAGGGCGGAUGGAUCCCCCAAAGCUUGCCAAAUGAUCACCUCCCUGUACGACAUGAUCCGCCCAAUUGCAAUGAGCCUGGGGUUCCUCCAUAUACAUGACACUAGCAAGUCGAAAGACAAGAAUGACCGUGAUCCAAACAGCCAGCAACAACAGCUGCUGGCCCAACUGCGAGAAAGAACCAAGAUUCGGUGGAUUGCGGAGCACACGAACAUAGUCAGACAUGGCCACAGCGGCAGCUACCCCGGUUUGAAUCUCAGCCAUGUCCGCUCGUUUCUGUCGUUCUACCUGAGGAGAGGCGUGCUCACCAAAGACAUCAGCACGUUUCUAGGGAAGAUGACGUCCGAGACUGACUAUAGCUUUCUAAGGGUGCUUGAUUUGGAGGGCGUGUAUAAGCCAUCCUUGCAAGGUGUGCUCCACAAGCUGGUGCUUCUAAGGUACCUAGGAUUGAGAUCCACGGUGUUGGACUCGAUCCCGAGUACCGUUGCAGAUCUGCAUCAUCUUGAGACUCUCGACAUAAAGAACACCAACAUCACUUCGCUGCCGAAUUCCUUGUGGAAGGCGAGGAACUUGAGGCACCUGAAUCUCAACUGGUUCUACAUCGACUUGAAGAAGAUCCUCAAGGCUUGUGGUGACAAUGUCAAUGCCUUGACUGAACUCCAAACCUUAAGCGGGCUGGUUAUCGGUGAAGUGAAGGAGAACCCGAUGACGGGUCACAUGAACUGCAUGACCACGCUCACCACGCUAAAGCUUUUCUUGCAGCACUCGGAUAACGACACCUCCGGCGCUGCAGGGAAAACAGUAGCCCAUUGGAUUAGCUUCAGGCUCACCAAUCUCCAGUCCUUGACCUUUGGGGUGAUCCAAGAAGCCAAGCCCGCGGAAGAAGCCCAAACCACGAAAGAAGCCAAGCUCACGAAAAAGGAGAUGAAAGUAGCCCAAGCAGAGGGAGAAGCCCAGCUCGCGGAAGAAGACAAAGUAGACCAACAACCCCCGGGAGAAGCCCAGCUCGCGGAAAAGGCCACGAAAGAAGCCACAAAAGUAUCCAAGCCCUCCAAAAAAGCCAAGCCCGUGACAUCGCAGGUAGGCCCGUUACCGGAACUGUUGUUGGCUGAACAACAUCACGAACUGUUGGAGCUCUACUUGCUGGGCCAACUCAACAAUCCCAGCUGGACACAGCUCUUGCCAGUGUCGCUCCGGGUUUUGACCCUGUCGGGUUCGAGGGUGAAGGCAGACAUGAUACCCCAGUUGGGUGGUCUCCUGAAACAACUGAGGACCUUCAGGCUCUUGGCCAAUUCCUUCCUAGGCACUAGUCUGAGGUUCGCCAAAGAUGGGUUUCCAAGCCUCGUGAUCUUGAAGAUUUGGAAGCUGCCUUGCCUUCAGGAGUUGAUUAUUGAAAAAGGGGCAAUGCUCCAUCUCAAAGAACUUGAGUUUAGGCACCUCGAUGCGAUAAAAAAUGUUGAAGGAAUCAACGAGUGUAAGGAAUUGGAGAAUAUUUGUUUGGUAGUCAAACAGGGUGCUCACGAUUUUGUUGACCAUCUCAGGGCCAGAAUAGGUCGAAUGAUGCAUAUGUACAAAAGAGAAGAUAUUGAAACGCUUGAACCUAAGGAUGAUGAUGAGGACGACAGGGACAAAAAAGGAGACAUUCUCUACCUUCACAUUUAA